Messenger RNA from Lactuca virosa, 222 nucleotides. NCBI's taxonomy places the organism in Eukaryota, Viridiplantae, Streptophyta, Magnoliopsida, Asterales, Asteraceae. The record is from the annotation of a GenBank genome assembly.
AUGAACCAAGAGAAAGUUGGAAACGCAUUCUACGUUGCCCCCGAGGUUUUGAGGCAUCAAGAAUAUGGAAAAGAAGUGGAUAUAUGGAGCGCAGGGGUGAUUCUAUAUAUGUUACUCACCGGAGUGCCGCCUUUUUAUGGUGAAGAUGAGAAAGAGAUAUUUCGCGCGAUAAUGAAAGCAGAUCCCGAUAUGGAGAACUACCCGUGGCGGUUGAUUUCAUAG